UUCCAAGUGUUGGUACAUUCCUAGACUUCUAAAAUCGAAACUAUCAAUUACUUUCCCAUCAUUAAUAAACAGGCGAUAGUAGGUAGGCAAACAAAAUGUAGUUGCUAAGCUACAAUACCUACCUACUUUAGGUCAGUACGGCACGUACCGCAACUAAGUUUAUCAACCAUCACUCCCACGUCUCCCGCCGUCCGCUCUAGAUUAGAUUCACCGAUUCUCACGCAACGGACGCGCAAACAUGGCGCCGCGAACAUCCAUCGAAGAGUUCAAGCAGCUCUUAAGUUCUAGCAACAGGGUCCUGGCUCUCUGUGGUGCCGGUCUAUCAGCAGCCUCUGGACUUCCAACCUUUCGUGGUGCUGGCGGUCUAUGGCGCAAUCACGAGUCCACUUCCCUCGCAACCCCAACGGCCUUCAAAAAGGACCCAGCCCUUGUUUGGUUAUUCUACGCAUGGCGUAGACACAUGGCGCUAAAGGCGAAUCCCAACCGUGGCCAUUAUGCCCUUGCCGAGUUGGCCAAGAAGAUGGACAACUUCCUGUGCUUAACUCAGAACGUUGAUGGUUUGUCGCCACGCGCUGGACAUCCCGAAUCUAAGCUUCGACUCCUUCAUGGGAGCAUCCUUGAUAACAAAUGCUUCAACGACGAUUGCGACUACGUCGACCGGAAUAAUCUAAGCGACCCCGUAUGCCCGGCUCUCGCCCCUGCCGCUGAGGACUACCUGCCUGACCAGACUCUUCCGUUACUCGAUCCUAACGUUCCCGUACCGCCCAUCAAGGUCGAGGAUCUCCCGCAUUGUCCGAAUUGCAAGACGGGCUUGCUCCGACCCGGCGUCGUUUGGUUCGAAGAACCUCUCGACGAACAGAUGCUCACAGAUGUUGACAGCUGGAUCUGGCAAGGACGCAUCGAUAUUAUGCUCGUGAUUGGAACGGCGGCUGUCGUCUAUCCUGCUGCAGGUUAUGCGCACCAGGCUGUAGAACAGGGGGCUAUUAUCGUGGUAGUGAAUCCCGACCCUGACUCAGCAGAAGGCCUAUUGGAGGAAGAUUUCUUCUUUCAAGGAGACGCUUCUGAACUCCUACCGAAACUCUUUGAGGGUGUUAUCGGGAAGAUGGAUGAGAACGGGAAGGUCCUGUAAAUCCACUAGAUAUGAGAUGUUGUUUUCUUAUGAUACCCCGUUUAUAAUGCGAUAAGUAUUGCGCAAACGAUAUAUAAAGUGCUUGGCCGAUAAAAUCAAGGAUUUGGUCGUUAUUAAAAUACCACCUCGUCUUAGUAAAGUAUCGAAACCCCCAGCAGCAAAUCGUAUUCAUAGUUCCGUUAAACCAACAGAAGUACUAUUCUAAUAAGAUACGAUAGUAAUUUUAUACGAGUAUAACUUCAAUCGUCAAGUAGAAGUAUCCCAACCUAUUUUAUCCAUUAAACCAAAAUAUUGAUUACCUAUUCAUGAAACGAUCUAUUUUCCCUCGUAACUGGUAAGAUGGCUGCGUUUAUGUCAUAUUAUAUUUGUGUAUUGGCGACUACGUGAUCAACUACUGGUAACAUAUUGAAGGGCGGAGAAAUGAAGUUGGUACGUCUAGGUACCUAACCCCUUCACGAUCACCUUCUCAUCAACAAC
Molecule: messenger RNA, 1606 nt
Organism: Daldinia loculata
Lineage: Eukaryota; Fungi; Ascomycota; Sordariomycetes; Xylariales; Hypoxylaceae
Product: DHS-like NAD/FAD-binding domain-containing protein
Exons: 2
Coding region: 239-1129 (296 amino acids)
Molecular function (GO): protein-malonyllysine demalonylase activity; NAD+ binding; protein-succinyllysine desuccinylase activity
Source: RefSeq, a predicted model, not a curated record